CCAAUUAAUGCCAUUUUGUUAACAUUCGCAAUCGUAUUCUUAUUUGGUAUUUCUGAGAGCAUUGUGGCUCCUAGAAAUGGAUCUUUUGAGGCUGUAAAACUACAACCAGGAUCUCCUCAAAACAGUUUGAAUGAACGAGGCCUUAUGUAUGCUUUACAAAUUAUUGUCUCAUUAAGAUAA
This is a messenger RNA of Dentiscutata erythropus, 180 nucleotides long. The record is from the annotation of a GenBank genome assembly. Lineage: Eukaryota; Fungi; Glomeromycota; Glomeromycetes; Diversisporales; Gigasporaceae.